AUGGCCAAUGACACCGCCGUUCCCUCCGCAUCCUCCGCGACCCCAACAGCGGCAGCAUACAACACCUGGACUCCUCCCAAUCCCUCGCUCUCCCAAUCUCAAUUACAACCCCAGUCGCAAUCGCAAUCGCAAUCGCAGCCGAUUCCCAUUACGAAUAAGACAACAUCGACAGACGCGCUCCUGUACCCUUCGGGCUCGAAAUCCCUCAGCGGAAUCUCCCUGCGCGCCUUUCUCCUAGGCACAACCCUCGGCCUCUCCAGCGCGCUCACCAUCUCCCUCCUGAACCUCACCAUUUCCGACAGCCAGCCUCACUACCUCUGGCGUCUCCCCUUCUUCCUCGCCAGUCUCUCGCUCUUCCAUUUCCUGGAGUACUACAUAACUGCCGCGCACAACACGCGCUACGCCGAUAUCUCCGCUUUCCUGCUUUCCUCGAACGGGUGGGCGUAUAAUGUUGCGCACUCGUCGGCCGCGCUUGAAUGCUUACUGGGUUAUGUCUUCUUCCCGCAUGAUUCGUACUUUAAGUUUACUGCUUCCGUGGGUGGGGUGAAAGUCCAGGCUGUUCUGGGUCUGUUCCUUAUGAUAUUAGGUCAGACGGUGAGGACGCUGGCGAUGGCGCAGGCGGGGAGUAACUUUAAUCAUACGGUGCAGGUUGAGCGGAAGGAGGGACAUACGCUUGUGCAGCAUGGGGUUUACAGUGUGCUACGACAUCCGAGUUACUUUGGGUUCUUUUGGUGGGGCCUUGGGACCCAGUUGGUGCUCGGUAAUGUAGUUUGUUUUGUGGGAUACGCCGUUGUGCUGUGGAAGUUCUUCAAUAACCGGAUUCAGAGUGAGUUCUCUCCUUUCUUUUACCGUCGUUUGAUGGCACUGAUGGUGUUAUUAGGGGAGGAGCGAUUCUUGAUUGCGUUCUUUGGGAAUGAGUAUGUGGAAUACAAGAAGAGGACCAUCAUUGGGAUCCCAGGAAUUGCGUAA
Aspergillus nidulans FGSC A4 is the source of this 969-nucleotide messenger RNA. Its product is annotated as protein-S-isoprenylcysteine carboxyl O-methyltransferase. Gene Ontology annotation, cellular component: endoplasmic reticulum membrane; endoplasmic reticulum; membrane. Lineage: Eukaryota; Fungi; Ascomycota; Eurotiomycetes; Eurotiales; Aspergillaceae. Bases 1 to 969 code for a protein of 322 amino acids. Gene Ontology annotation, molecular function: protein C-terminal S-isoprenylcysteine carboxyl O-methyltransferase activity. The transcript has a single exon. Gene Ontology annotation, biological process: S-adenosylmethionine metabolic process. The record is from RefSeq and is a predicted model, not a curated record.